Molecule: messenger RNA, 1601 nt
Organism: Seriola dumerili (greater amberjack)
Lineage: Eukaryota; Metazoa; Chordata; Actinopteri; Carangiformes; Carangidae
Product: cis-aconitate decarboxylase-like
Exons: 6
Coding region: 78-1565 (495 amino acids)
Molecular function (GO): lyase activity
Source: RefSeq, a predicted model, not a curated record
AGGAGACACCUGGAAGAGAAGAGAAGUUUAAAGAAAGAAGAAAAACAGGAACGUGACAAAAACACUAUACUGAAACCAUGAUGUCCAAACUGCAGAAAAUCAUUAUGCCAGCAUGGGCUGUCAGAGGACUGCAUAAUUCUGCAGUGGAAGUUUUGAAGUGCCGGGCCCCUGGGGACGCAGUCACAGCCAGCUUUGGGAAGUUCAUCAGUGAAAUAAAGCCCCAGCACUUGUCCUCCGUAGUCCUCCACCGCAGCAAAAGGAUGGUGCUGGACAGCAUUGGGGUUGGUGUGAUUGGCAGCACGACAGACGUGUUUGAACUGGCCCUGCAGCACUGUCAGCACAUGUACACUUCUGAUGACAUCAGCUCUGUAUACGGACGCAGCGGCACCAGGCUCUCCCCGACACUGGCAGCUUUUGUCAAUGGAGUGGCGACUCACUCCAUGGACUUUGAUGAUACGUGGCACCCUGCCACUCAUCCCUCGGGAGCAGUCCUUCCUGCUGUGUUAGCACUCAGUGACAUGAUGCCCGCUAACAGAAAACCUAGUGGCCUGGACUUCCUGCUGGCUUUCAAUGUCGGCAUUGAGAUCCAGGGACGACUGAUGAGGUUCUCUAAUGAGGCCCACAACAUCCCCAAGAGGUUUCACCCUCCCAGUGUGGUAGGGACAAUGGGAAGUGCAGCUGCCUGUGCUCGCCUCUUGUCCUUGGAUCACUCCCAGUGCAGUCAUGCCUUGGCCAUAGCUGCUUCUCUAUCUGGAGCCCCAAUGGCUAACGCUGCCACUCAGUCUAAACCCCUUCACAUUGGCAACGCAUCACGUCUGGGGCUGGAAGCUGCCCUGCUGGCCUCCAGAGGCCUAGAGGCGAGCCCCCUGGUCCUGGACGCUGUCGCAGGCGUGGCCGGCUUCAGUGCUUUUUAUGAAGACUACGUGCCACAGCCUUUAGAGUCACCCAGGGGUGACAGCCAUAUGUUCCUGCUAGAGGAGCAGGACAUAGGCUUCAAGCGUUUCCCCGCCCAUCUGGGGAUGCACUGGGUGGCAGAUGCUGCAGCCUCGGUCCAUAAGCUUCUUGUGGGAGUUGGUCCUGGCACUGUCUCCCCAGCUCAAAUCCAGGACAUCCAGCUCAGAGUCCCCAAAUCAAAGUACAUCAACAGGCCUUUCCCUGAGUCAGAGCAUGAGGCACGCCACUCCUUCCAGUUCAAUGCUUGCAGCGCCCUCCUGGAUGGCAAGGUGACUGUGCAGUCCUUCACACCCUCUGCCAUGAGUCGCCCUGAGCUGCUCGAUCUGCUGAGCCGUGUUCACAUGGAGCAUCCCCACGACAACCCGGCUAACUUCAACCGCAUGUAUGGCGAAGUCCAGGUGACACUUGCUGGAGGAGACAUCCUGAAGGGGCGCUGUGACACCUUCUACGGCCACUGGCGCAACCCACUGACCAAUGAGAGCCUGACGAAGAAGUUCAGAAACAACGCAGGGACGGUGCUUCCAUCAGAGAAGGUUGAGAGGCUGAUUGAUGUGGUGGACGAGCUGGACAAACAUGAGAACUGCACCUCCCUUCUCUCACAGCUGCAAUAACAUUUACAGACACACAUAUAACAGCAAAACAGAAAA